CCCCUCCCUCGCCAUCCUGAAACCCCUACCCAAACCCAGCUUCACGAAGCGUCAAGUACUUCCCAUCACCAGCUAAAAGACCAUAAUACAAACUGUCUUUCACACUCACCCCCCGCGCCCUCCUCAUCGGCAUCACAAUCCUCUUAAUGGCCGCAACCAUGCCCCUCUUCCUCACCCGUCUCCUCCGCCCCUUCACCACGUUCAGCUCCCUCCGUCUCGCCCCCGACUCCUCCGCUUCCCUCCCGGCGGGCGCCGAGAAAGCCACCAUAGCAGCCGGCUGUUUCUGGGGCGUCGAACACAUGUUUCGGCGAGAAUUCAAAUCGCGAGGCCUCUACGACGCACGAGUAGGCUACAUCGGGGGCAACACCUCCUCGCCUUCUUACCGCGCGGUGUGCAGUGGUGCGACGGGGCAUGCGGAGGCGCUGCAGGUGACGUUUGAUCCCGAGAAGGUUUCUUAUCGGGAGUUGAUUGAGUUUUUUUAUAAGAUGCAUGAUCCGACGACGAGCAACGCGCAGGGACCCGAUCGCGGGAGCCAGUAUCGGAGUGGGAUUUUUUGGCAUGAUGAGGGGCAGAAGGGUGUUGCGGAGGAGGUUACGAGGAAGGUUAAUGAGAAGUGGUGGAAGGGGAAGGUUGUGACGGAGAUUUUGGAGGCGGGGGAGUGGUGGGAUGCGGAGGAGUAUCAUCAGAAGUGGGUUUUUCCUGGAUAUACUAUUUUGCUCGUAGACACUUGGUGUUUCGGUGGAAAAGUAAUUGAGAUGGUUGCUAACGUACUUCCCAGGUAUUUGAACAACAACCCUGGUGGUUACGAAUGUCCAAGUCACUUCUUGAGGAAGUUCCCACCUUUGGAUUAAACACUCCAUUGAAGGCAGAUCAGAUAUCUGGACUAGGUGGUGGAGAUACGAGAGACUGGCAACGGGAUUGCGGUUGAUUACGGACUUCGGUUUUAUGAAAAAUUGAACGGUAGCGGGAGAUGUAAUGAUAAGAUGACAAACCAAAACAUACAGUACCUAGACAAAUUCCACAAUUUUCGCGAG
Molecule: messenger RNA, 1034 nt
Organism: Hymenoscyphus albidus
Lineage: Eukaryota; Fungi; Ascomycota; Leotiomycetes; Helotiales; Helotiaceae
Source: the annotation of a GenBank genome assembly